This is a messenger RNA of Schizophyllum commune H4-8, 1176 nucleotides long. RefSeq lists its product as uncharacterized. NCBI's taxonomy places the organism in Eukaryota, Fungi, Basidiomycota, Agaricomycetes, Agaricales, Schizophyllaceae. The record is from RefSeq and is a predicted model, not a curated record. The coding region runs from base 1 to 1176 and encodes 391 amino acids. Gene Ontology annotation, molecular function: protein binding. The transcript is spliced from 7 exons.
AUGCAAAACGACUAUACAAAAGCUGCGAUACUGUCUGGCCAGCGGGAUGGUAUCCUCUCCCUCAGCUUUUCAGCGCGCGCGAAGUUCAUAGCUGCAACUGGCUACGCCGGUGUCAGCAUCUGGGACGUCGCUAAGCGGCAGUCUAUUCCUACCCCUCCCCUACCAUCACUCCUAUCCAACAAGCAUGUGUACACCCGUUCGCAGUGGCUAUACUUCGAGCAAUCCAAUCUGCACGUUCUCGUCCUUGGAUCCAAGCGUGGGGAUGUCACCCUCUGGCGCUGGUGCCCGGAUGAAGCAGCGUUCCUGUUCUACAUGUCCGAUCGGCACUCGCCCCAUUCCGCCGAGGUACUUUCAAUCGAUAUCCUUCGGCGCAGCGUCCCUUGCGAGGAGCGUGGCCGUGUCGCAGUAUCCACGGGCGACAACCACGUCACAGUCUGGAUGGUAGACGACGUUGCCCACAAGAUGCGUCAGAGAUUCAGCAUCGAGGUCGGGACACCUGGAUUCUGCCCAAAGACCGUGAAGUUCCAAGCAGUGUCUCGUACGCUCAUUGCUUUUUCGGAGAGAGGCGGGCUCAUGGCGCGCUUCGACUAUGACACGGGAAAAAUUACUGGACGCAGGCGAGAUGGUCCCAGUGUAAUGGCUUCUAUCGCCACCGACCCCGUUCAGUCCGUUUUCGCUGCGUACACGGGUACCACCUUCGAGAUCAUGUCUCUCAACAAGAAAGAGCGCAUCAACAGUUUCCAGAGCGAGGUGCCAGACGUCCGUCUGCCGAUGGCCAUCGCGUUUGGCGAGGGCGGUACCGUGCUGUUAGCGGGAACAGACAAAGGCCGCGCCAUGCUGUACAACGUCACCGACGGCACCAUUCUGAGAAACUUCAAGUAUCCGAAGGGUGGGCUUGUCCAGCAAGUUGUGACAUGCACCACCAAGGAUCGCUAUUACGUUGCGUAUGCUGGAUCGAGCAUCCACCAGAGCGCGGAUGUGGUCUUGUAUACGAAGGCCCGCUCGGAGCUGAACCAGAAGCCGCAACAGAAUCUUGGUCAGCGUAGGCUGGGCAAAACGCCCUAUUGGCGUCGGCUCGUGUCGUCGGUCUGGCGCGUAAUCUACUGGGCAGGUGUUCUACUCCUCUUGCUUUCGGCGUAUGAAGUGGUGAAGGACGUGGCGAGGAUCGUGACUUGA